GCAGGAGUCCAGAGCGUGAAACAAGAGUGGAAGGACACGUGGCAGGCAUGUAGACCCGCGGGAACACACCCGCUGCAUGAAGAAGCUGAGUGCGUGUCGGUUCGGUUCGCUGCCUCCGCCGCCUUGCAAUCUAAAACCAGCAGCCCCCUCGCCUCCGCUUUUUCGCCGUGUUGCUCUCUCAAUCUUCGCUUUAAGGAUUCGGAGGCUCAAGAAGCUGAAGUUCAAAGAUGAAGGUACAUGAAACGAGGUCUCACGCGCACUCAGCCGGCGAAGAAGAGAAGGUGGCGGCGAGGAAGCAGAAGGCGGACGGCAAGGCGCACGAGGCGGAGCAAUCGCCGAAGAAGGCGAAGCCGGAAGGCGACAACGGCCAUCCCGACGGAGCGGCUGCCGGCCAUGUCGCCAUGGAGUUCAGAAAGUUCUGUAAGGCCACGAGUGAACAACUCUCGGUUCAGCAAAUGCGCGAGAUCCUGGAGGCCAACGACCAGGACAUUUCCGGCUCCGAUGAUGCCGUCGUUUCGAGAUGCCAGGAUAUGCUGUUCUAUGGGGUACUGGAUAAAUGUCCGAUUUGCGGCGGCAAUUUGGAGGUUAAGGCUGGCAACUGCUCCUGCAAAGGAGAUUAUAGUGAAUGGUCAACAUGCCCCUUCAGCACCAAGGAUCCUCCGAGAAAAGAGGAACCCAUCAAACUACCUGAAUCUGUCCAAAACUCAGCUGUUUCAGAUUUGAUAAAGAGUCGCCAAAGUAACACAAAGCAACGCAAAAAGAGGGAUGCAGGAUCGGCGGACAAGCCAUUUGCAGGAAUGAUGAUAUCUUUGUCGGGUCGUCUUACUCGGACACAUCAAUACUGGAAAUCAAAGAUUGAAAAAAAUGGAGGCAAAGCUUCAAAUUCUGUUGUUGGUGUAACUUGUCUGGUUGUAUCCCCCGCCGAGCGUGAACGUGGCGGCUCAUCUAAAGUUGCAGAAGCAACGGUGAGGGGCAUACCAAUAGUGGGUGAAGCUUGGUUGAUCGACAGCACUGAGAAACAGGAGGCUCAGCCAUUAGAUGCUUAUGAUGUAGUUAGUGAUCUUGUGGUCAAUGAAAGAAGUAUCCCGUGGGAUAAGCAAGAUCCCAGUAAGGAGGCACUCGAAUCACUAGUAGCAGAGGUCAAAGUAUAUGGGAAAAGAGGAGUCCACAAGGCCUCCAAGCUGCAGGAUGAAGGUGGACAGAUUCUCGAAAAAGAUGGAAUAUUGUUCAACUGUGCUUUGACUCUAUGCGAUUUGGGACUAGGAGUGAAUGACUUUUGCAUAAUGCAAUUGGUUGUGGUACCAAAUACGGGCUUGCAUCUGUACUACAAGAAAGGGAAAGCUGGGGCUGAUGCCAGAGCAGAAGAAAGGCUCGAAGAAAGGGAAAAUGUGGACGGUGCCAUCAAGGAAUUUGCUAAGCUCUUUGAGGAACUAACUGGAAAUGAGUUUGAGCCAUGGGAGAGGGAGAAGAAGAUUCAAACACGGAAAUUCUAUCCGGUGGACAUGGCUGAUGGAGUCGAUGUUAGGCAUGGAGGGCUUGGUCUUCGACAGCUAGGUGUUGCUGUCACCCACUGCAAGCUAGAUCCAGUAGUAGCAAAUUUUAUGAAGGUUUUAUGCAGUCAGGAGAUAUACAGGUAUGCCUUGAUGGAAAUGGGCUUGGACCCCCCUGAUCUACCAAUGGGGAUGCUCUCCGAUCUUCAUUUGAAGAGAUGCGAGGAGAUAUUGCUGCAGUUCAUAGAAGCAGUGAAAACAAUGAAAGAAACAGGACAAAAGGCCAUAGCUAGGUGGACAGAUUUCACCAUGAAAUGGUUUACUCUCAUGUAUUCUACCAGGCCUUUCUUCUUCCGUGAAUAUCAAGAUCUUGCAGACCAUGCUGCAGCUGCAUUCGAGACUGUCAGGGGAGACAUGAGUGGUUCCACACUUGAUGACCCUUUGUCUGAUGGAUACAGGAAAUUGGAGUGCUCAAUUUUGCCGCUUGAGAAGGAUUCUGAUGAUUACAAGAUGAUAACAAAUUAUCUAGAGAAAACCUAUAAACCUGUCAAAGUUGGAGAGAUUAGCUAUGGGAUUUCCGUGGAGAAUGUAUUAGCUGUUGAGCCAAGUGCCAGACCUUCAUAUAAUGAAAUAAAGAAGCUUCCCAAUAAGGUCCUGCUAUGGUGUGGGACACGGACCUCAAAUCUGCUGAGGCAUUUGCACAAAGGAUUUCAACGGUCGAUAUGUUGGCCACCUACUCCAGGAUAUAUGUUUGGAAGGUCAAUAGUUUGUUCAGAUGUUGCUGCCGGAACUGCUAGAUAUGGAUUUACUGCAGUUGACAGGCCGGAUGGAUUCUUGGUAUUGGCCAUUACUUCCCUGGGUGAGCAAAUCAGAGAGUACAAUAGGGCAUCGGAAGAAGUGAAAACUCCGGAAGAGAAGGUGGUUGGGGUCAGGGGAUUAGGGCGAAAGAAGACCGAUGAAUCAGAGCACUUCAUUUGGAAGGAUGACAUCAGAGUCCCAUGCGGUCGACUAGUCCCUUCAGAGCAUAAAGAUAGACCUCUGGAGUAUAAUGAAUAUGCUGCCUAUGAUCCUAAGCAGGGAUGUUGCUAAACUAGUUCAGGGUU
Messenger RNA from Diospyros lotus (date-plum), 2593 nucleotides. RefSeq names its product protein ADP-ribosyltransferase PARP3. Gene Ontology annotation, molecular function: NAD+ poly-ADP-ribosyltransferase activity; zinc ion binding. Lineage: Eukaryota; Viridiplantae; Streptophyta; Magnoliopsida; Ericales; Ebenaceae. The transcript is spliced from 17 exons. Bases 228 to 2579 code for a protein of 783 amino acids. The record is from RefSeq and is a predicted model, not a curated record.